GAGCAGCGACAUCGAGCCGGACUCCUCACAGGCCACGCUGACUCGGCGCCCGUCCUCCUCCAUUAUGUGCUAAUUUGGCCCGGUGUUGCGCUGCUCGGCUUCCCCCAGCCCGGAAUAGCUCAGCAGCGCCUCACACCGCCCCCGCCUCAGCAGCUCAGCGCCCGCCUUCGUGUCUGCGCUCUCAGUCUAGCUUGUUCCCUCCCGCUCCUCCCUCCCUCCCCGCACCGGCUCCCUGUGUCCCGCCUCCUCCCUGCUGCGCCUUCGGAAGCGAUCGGGGCGGACGAGCGGUACUUUCCCCCAUUUGGGCCUGAUGUGAAGCGAGGAGGGAGAGCGAGGCAAGGUAGCAGAUUCCUGACUCUGUUUGCUGAGAAAGAAAAAGUGUUAAAUCUUCAUGCUGCACACAGAGAUAACACAGAUCUUCCAGGGAGUGUAUGCAGCAGGAACUGUCUUUAACUCUGUGAUUCCCAGUUAUUCCAUUCUUUGUGAUUUUGAAGAACAAGACUGAUUAAGAGAGGAAGAGACUAAAUGGAUCUUAAGACAGCAGUAUUUAAUGCAGCUCGUGAUGGCAAGCUGCGGCUCCUCACCAAGUUACUGGCAAACAAAACUAAAGAAGAGGUAGCCUUGCUAAUGUCGGAAAAAACAAAUGGUGCCACACCCCUUCUAAUGGCAGCCCGCUAUGGUCACCUUGACAUGGUGGAAUAUCUUCUGGAACACUGCAGCGCUUCUAUAGAAGUUGGUGGCUCUGUUAAUUUUGAUGGUGAGACUAUUGAGGGUGCACCCCCAUUAUGGGCAGCAUCAGCUGCUGGCCAUCUGAAGGUGGUCCAGUCUUUAUUAAAUCAUGGAGCAUCUGUCAACAAUACAACUUUGACAAACUCAACACCUCUUAGAGCUGCCUGUUUUGAUGGCCAUUUGGAAAUUGUAAAGUACCUUGUGGAGCACAAAGCUGACUUGGAAGUAUCAAACCGUCAUGGGCAUACAUGCCUUAUGAUAUCUUGUUACAAAGGGCACAAAGAAAUUGCUCAAUAUUUGCUUGAGAAGGGGGCUGAUGUAAAUAGAAAAAGUGUCAAAGGAAAUACAGCCUUGCAUGACUGUGCAGAAUCCGGUAGCUUGGAAAUCAUGAAGAUGCUUCUCAAAUAUUGUGCAAAGAUGGAAAAAGAUGGCUAUGGUAUGACUCCACUUCUCUCAGCUAGCGUUACAGGUCACACCAACAUUGUUGACUUCUUGACCCAACAUGUUGAGACAAGCAAAGCAGAACGCAUCAAUGCAUUGGAACUUCUAGGAGCCACAUUUGUGGACAAGAAGAGAGAUUUACUUGGUGCUUUGAAAUACUGGAAAAGAGCUAUGGAUAUGAGGUACAGCGAUAGGACUAAUAUCCUCAGCAAACCUGUGCCUCAAACGUUAAUAAUGGCUUAUGAUUAUGCCAAGGAGGUGAACAGUGCUGAAGAGCUGGAGAACCUUAUUGCAGACCCUGAUGAGAUGAGAAUGCAAGCAUUGUUAAUUAGAGAACGUAUUCUUGGCCCUUCACACCCGGAUACAUCCUACUAUAUUCGGUACAGAGGAGCUGUCUAUGCAGACUCUGGAAAUUUCAAACGAUGCAUCAACCUGUGGAAGUACGCUUUGGACAUGCAACAGAGCAAUUUGGACCCACUGAGCCCUAUGACUGCCAGCAGUUUACUAUCAUUUGCUGAACUCUUUUCCUUCAUGCUGCAGGACAGGGCAAAAGGCCUGCUGGGCACAACAGUUACAUUUGAUGAUCUUAUGGGCAUACUGUGCAAAAGUGUCCUCGAAAUAGAGCGUGCCAUCAAACAAACUCAGUGUCCACCUGACCAAAUACAGCUCAACAAAGCCCUUUCCAUCAUUUUGCAUUUAAUUUGCUUGUUGGAGAAGGUUCCUUGUAGUCCUGAACAAGAUCAUUUUAAGAAACAGACGAUAUAUCAAUUUCUUAAGUUACAUCCUAGAGGAAAGAAUAAUUUUAGCCCACUCCACCUUGCUGUUGACAAGAAUACCACAUGUGUGGGGCGCUACCCAGUUUGUAAAUUUCCCUCUUUGCAAGUCACUGCUAUACUCGUGGAAUGUGGUGCUGACGUAAAUGCUAGAGACUCGGAUGACAACAGCCCUUUACACAUAUCUGCACUGAAUAACCAUCCUGACAUUAUGAGUCUCCUUAUCAAGUCAGGUUCACAUUUUGAUGCCACAAACUUGCAUAAACAAACUGCUAUUGACUUGCUGGAUGAGAAGGAGAUGGCAAAGAACUUGAUUCAGCCCAUCAACCAUACUACGUUGCAAUGUCUUGCUGCCCGUGUAAUUGUGAAUCAUUGCAUAGGUUACCAAGGGCACAUCCCAGAAAAACUUGAAAACUUUGUUUUGCUCCAUAGAUGAUAGUCUGAUAUAAACCCUCGGUACUAUGGGAGCAUGAGUUAGUGACUAACUGUUGCUUUCUCAAGCACUGUUGUGAUAUGCCAGCGAUACACCAUCAUUCAUUCAGCUUGGUCCAUCCUGCUCAUUGGCUAAGGCAUUAUUAGAAUUGGAUCUGCAGAGUUGGUUACCCAGUAUUUAAAACAAACAUAUCAUAUAAUAUAUUUUGUGGGUUAUUUAGAAAUGUAAUGCUAUAUUUGGACUCACUAAAAUUGUCUGCCAAAGGCUUGUCUACUCUGGUUUAGUUUGCCUGUUGGUUGUUUGGGAUUGAGUUGAAUAAUUUUCGUGGUGUCUUAUUCUUAAUGGUGCGUGGAUUUUAUAUAGUUGGGAAGUCAUCUUUUUGUUCUUGCUUGAGCAUUUCUACUUUCCCCCUUCUCUCUAAUGGGUUCAUUGCUGAACUGUACAAGUUGUAUGGACUUGUUAACAUUUGCAAUUACCAUAAGUGCUUUUAUCCUUUCUAUGCACUGGCUUGAACAUGACUGUUUGUGUGUUGCCAUAUUUCUAUGCAGCAGUUGGCCAUUUUCAGCUCUGACACUGUUUUUGUCAGUUGGUUAGAGCUCUCUUUGAGAAUACAACCUUUACAGCAUGACAGUUCUUGAAGAUAUCAGUCAGCUGUCCAAACACUCAUUUAACCCUUCACCCCUAGCUAUUUCUGCAAUUGCUUUCUGUUUUCCCCCCCAGAGCUGCGUGCUGAAUUUGGGAGUAAUGUGUUCUCGUUGGCAAGCCCACUUGAAGUCUGAAAGUCAUUUUAAUAUGUCUUGCUGCAAGGGGAGGAGGGUAUGGAUUGUCUCUUCUCUUCUGCACUAGUGUCUUGCUUGAGCUGAUUGUGUGACUAGGUGUAGAGAGUUUCUUCAAAUUUAACCUGAAACUUAAUCAUACAAUUCAAUGAGAUCUAGAUCAAACAUAGUCUGAAAUUACAACUCAAGAUUCUUAGUUACAAAAGAAACUAAAGCAUGUUGGCAUGAUGCUUGUCAGUCCAGAUCUAGCCAUCAACUAGAAUAAUUAAUUAAAUGGUUGUAAUCAGUAGCCCUCUGCAGGGGCUUCAGAAGUUCAAUAGUAGUAUCUCCUCCUCUUCAUUUUAAAAUAACUCUUACAGAUAAUUUGCAUGCAUUUUAUUCUCUAAAACCUUUCAGCCAUAUUUAUGGAAACAUCAGAGGCUGUGUUGAGUACAUAGCCUCCACUGAAGCUAUCUAUUUUUAUAAUACUUGCACAACAGCUUAGCUAUUGCAGCAGAAAGGGCUUUUUAGACUUGAUAAGGAAACCAUAAGCAAAGACUACAAAUGAGAUUAAGAUUCAGGUAACUAAUAUAAUUCAGCACUUUAUUGUUGAUUCAUAAUGAACUUAUGGCAUAUUAGACCUGCAAAUGUCUUAAAAUAAAAUGAUUCUCAAGAAAAAAGCUCAUUUUUCCUAGUGUGGAAUACAGCAUAUAUGCCAGUCUAACAUAAUGGGUGUUUUGUAUUACCAUUGAUAAUAUCUUAAUUAAUGAUCAUACCUAAUGCCUUCUCAGUUCAAAACUGCAACACAAAGAUUACUGUGAGUUUGUGGCAGUUGACAGUACAGAAUAAUUUCAGAAACAAAUCAAGGCGCUUUUUUUUUUUUAAGAUGGUACUGUUUUCAAUUGAUUAUUUGAGUUUGGUGUGUGCAUUUCUCACAAUUCACAUAAAUUAGUAGCAUUUGACUUGUUUUAUUGUCAUCACAUUGUCUUAGUGUGUGUUUGACAUAAAUUGAAGUGGCUUCAUGAUGACAAACUUUUGAAACAAUCAACCAAAUGCUAAGUGUGCUGCUGUUUGUCUGUUGAAUACUUUCAGACCUGGCAAGAAAUAUAUAAAAAGUUUUCUUUUUUUGUUCAUGGGCACAUUUCGGUCACUUUUACGAAAACCAAAGUGUAUAAAUUUUUUCAGAAGCAUACUACAGAACAUUUAUUUUAGCUAGCUAAUUAUACAGUGAUUAAAACACAUUCCUGUUUAUGGAUUAAAAACCAACAGUUUGAAGAAAAUGGCUGACUUUUCAUACUCUUCUCCAUUACUUUCCUGUUCCUCACGUAAACUUAGAGUUAUUCGGAUAGACGGGCAAAGCAUAACCUCCUUUAUGCUAAAAAUAGGGCAUGAGAGGAACAGAGAUUGUAGAACGUUAUGUGCUCUCCGUUUUUUGUAUUUUAACUUGUAACUAAAAUACUACUCUGACAAUAGGAAGCCUUUGCAGAUAGGGAUCCAAGUUUUGGUUCCUUUGAGUGCAUAUACUUUGAAAAUAUAUCUUCUGCUGAAAAGCUAAGACUUGGUCUUUACAAAAACCUUUAAGCAACAGUUAACAAAGCUGAAGACUCUUUAUGUAUUGAAUUUCCAUACUUUCCCCACAGCAGUGCCCAAAGUAGUUUAUCAGCACUUUGUUAAAAUACAUUUAAAGAUUUUUUUAAAAAGAAAAACAGACCAACUUAAAAGAGAGCCAUAGAUUGUCUCACUGGCUGCUGCUCCUCAUCACAGGCGGUUGGUAGUUUUAUGGCUUGUGUGAGGAGGGAAGGGCUGUUUUCAACUUGAAAAGCAGUAGCAGGUGGAGAUGGCGACAGUUACUUUUACAUUUACUUUCUUACCUACCAUGGUAUCUUCCUUUUGCCCUGCAAUACUUCCACCUUGAAUAUUUUUUGGAAGUGAUAUUGUUGGAUUACAAGCUUGUCACAUGUUCAGAUACAGGAUUCAUCAAGGCAAAAUUUGAUUCUCUUAGGGUUCCUUGCUUUCACAUGAAUUUACUAAAUAUUUAAACAAAUGCAGCCCUAAUUCCAUCAGUGUGUAAUAAACUAGAGGCUGCUAGGCUGCCACCUCUUUGUGUAUGUGAAACACUGGAUUCCAGCAGACAUUAUCCACUACUUAGAAGAGAAUUCUGAUUAUUGCUAUUCCUAUAGUCCUGGAAAUCCUUAUCUACUGUAGUGCAUUCAUGAAGAAUUGCUGUGGCAUGAUUUGCUGGAUUAUGCAUGGUGCCAGUGCUAAAGAAAUGAUGAUCCUUCAGAAUAUUGUGAUGCUUUCCACUUUUCUGUUGAUCCAUAGUUUUCCAUAAAGAUAUACUAUUUCUUCUGCUUCAGCUGCUAUUGUGUCUUGAGAAUUUGAAUAUUUUUCAGGUAUACUAUAUCUGUAUUUGGAAAUGCAGAAAUGUGUGGAUAUCAACACUGAUUCAUUCUGACUCGUGACUUAAUUCCUCUUAUUCAUCAUUUUAAUAUUUCCUAUUUGUUUAUGAACGCUUGCUAUUUUUGGUGCUAGCACCACAGUGUCUUUGUUUACAUUAGCCUGAUUGCCAGCAAGUGCUCUAAAUAAGUGUCCCCUUCUAACGUUACACUGAGCAAAUAAAAAAGGAAAGAGGACCAUAAAUUCAGAUCAUUUAAUAUUAGUUAAACAUACUGUACAGUGGAAUAGUGUAUUUAGUUUAUUGUUUGAUAAUGAGGAACCUGGGAAUUACAUGUUCUGGACAUUAAGGUUUUGAAGUAGCAACCAUCAGUGCCAACCCUAUUAAUCCAAACAGUGUGGUAUCUAAUACUGAAUCUAGCAUUUGAAUCCUGAGCAAAUUAAUUCUCAUUUUAAGAAACAGCCCUCAUAACUCUAGACAAAAAAGUUCAAGAGAUCAAGAGUUCUGAUUUUCAUAGCAAAGCAGCACCUCCUAAAGGGUUAUUUCUUUGCUGCACUUCCCUUAUCCAAUGCCUAACCUAUCCCUUCUCAUUCUGCACAGAAUUCCACUUUCUGCAGCCCUUCCUUCCCCUAAACACAUUGUCCAGGUAUGCAAAUUAUUUGAAGCAUGCACAUGUGUUGCAUUUACAUUACUGAUUUCAAAGACAGAAACUUUAGGUUGUAGAAUUUGAAAGGUUUUGUUUAGAAUGCUAGAGCGCCUGAUAGUGCUCUCUCUGCUACUUCAUAUUUCAGAAUGUAGAACUGGAACCAACAGAUUUAUUCAAUAGUGAAGCUGGAAAAGUGUUACAAAUUCCUAAAAGCUAGCAACUGUUUGUUUGGAACUUGUUUAGGUACAUUGGCCAAGUCCAAGCCUGAAUUGCUACUUUAAAUUACUAACAUCAACUUCUUAGGAUCUUUGGGAUUUGGUGAUCUUUGGGAUUUUUUUUAUCCCUAGAUGGUUACUGCUAGUAUAUUCCUAUUUAGGGUAUAUAUACAUAGAGAGAGAGGCUUCCAAGAAUGUUCAGCAUAACUGAGGCACACUUCAAAGUGAAUACAGUUUGAAUAACAGGGAGACUGAGUAACCUUCUGAAGGCCCCAAGGGGCCUCUCUUAGUAGAGCUAAAAAAUAAAGCCUGAUCCUGAUGGUAUGUCUGUGUGGGUCUUGCUUUAGAGCUCUAAUCCUUCCAUGCUACAUAGCACCCAUGCACUGUCAAUGCUGACCUGUUGUAGUCCGUGUGGUAAGUUGAAACAGUGUGCAAGAGUGUAGCUGGGCCAUUCCACAUGGAAGAAGGGCCCUCUGGAUACUACUCCCUGGCUUUGUGCUGAAGAAACUGAACCCAAACUACACGAAGUUCUAUUGCGGGCUGGGCAGGCCUUGCUGGUCUUGAAUGUAGUUGGAGGUUUAGCCCGUCAAAUGGAACUGAUCUUACUCUAUGCUUUGAUAUGAAAUAUGCUGUUAAUCCUGGCUUCCCACUAAAUACAUAAUCCUGGCCCCAUGAAGCAGAUGUGGGAGUGAAGUCUGUCUUUACUGCUCAUUCAGUUACUGGUGUGAAAUUCAAACUCAAAAAUGUUUUUCCUUGAACUUUCAGCAGAACGCACUUUCUCUCUUCCUACACAAUCCUAACAUUUGAUCUUUGCCAUUUUAUUCCUGGUAUGUUACCUGUCACUUUUGUGACAUGCCACAAACUUGCACAUGCCACAUCACCUUAGUUCAUCACACCAAAGAACACAGCAUUUGAACCUUGCCAAAGUGCAGGAGCACUUUCAUCAUAUGGUGUCUUCUUAAUUUUUCCUUCUUUGCUUUGCUAAAUUGUGUCUCAGUCACAGGAAUGUGCUUAUUAAGGAAGUGUUGUAUUAUGCCUUUCCCCUUUCUAGGAGGUUCAACCUUGAUACAAAAACAAUGGUCCACAUGUUGCACAGCAUUUCAUAGGCUUUUCUGAUCAGCCCCACACUGCUGCAGUCAUUUAAGGAGGCACUGUUCUAGCACAAGUGUGCAAAUAAGUUGUGGACCUGCACUUUGGAAGCAAUGUGGGCCAAUUGGAAACACCUAAGUAAUAGUACUGUGCAACAUGUGGACCAACGUACAAUCUUGUUCUUAUCAGCUCAUCGUUAUUAACUUUGCACAAUUCUUUAGAUGUGUGUUUUGUAGAAUUGACUUGUUUUGACGCAAUUGCUUUUUUAUAUGAUGAGACACUCUCGGUGAGGGCUGUGUCCAACAACACUAAAAUAAUCCAAAUUCUGCACCAAGCACACCCAGAUUUUGCAGCAUGAAUAAAAUAUGUAUAAUUUUGCAUCCGAUAUCAGUUGGUAACAAAUUAUAUAAAUGGCUGAUAUUUCACAUUUCAAAACUGUCUCCAAAUAAGGGCUAUCAGCUUGUAUUUUUAAAAGAAAGCUGAGAUUGUUCAGAUGCUGAACUUCACACAGGAUAACACAUUUUGUGCUUAAUGUUGUCCUAGAUGUAUGGAAUUCACAGAUGCAUGUGUGUUUUUGUAGGAACUUGGGUUUAUGGUGAUACUUGGUGUGGCAUUGGGUUAUGAAGGAUCUUGUAAUGCACCAAAUAUGUUUAAAAAGCGAUGGUGUGGCACACAAUAAACCAGCAUUGACAGUA
This is a messenger RNA of Hemicordylus capensis (graceful crag lizard), 8171 nucleotides long. It is a transcript of the gene FEM1C, whose product is annotated as fem-1 homolog C. Gene Ontology annotation, molecular function: protein binding. The transcript is spliced from 3 exons. Bases 526 to 2379 code for a protein of 617 amino acids. The record is from RefSeq and is a predicted model, not a curated record. NCBI's taxonomy places the organism in Eukaryota, Metazoa, Chordata, Lepidosauria, Squamata, Cordylidae.